AUGCAACGGUGGCCUGCGCUCACCAGUGCCAUCACGGCAGCUGGACGGCAACUGCGCUGGCAGGAUGCUGUCGCCAUCAUUGCACGGAUCCGCGAGCCAAACAGGAUUCUCUACAAUGCAGCGAUUGCAGCCUGCGGCCGCUCCUUUGCUUGGCCCGCGUCCUUGGCACUUCUCUCCGAGUUGAGGCAGCUGCAGCAGCCGGACGUGAAGAGCUUUGGUGCAGCAGCACUAGCCUUGCAGAGGCAGCCUGGUCUUCAAGCCCAGCUUUUGCAGCUCAUGGCCGAGGAGCGCAUUUCUCCCGACAUGACGGUCUGCAGCACGGUAGCAACAUCCUGGGAGCGGGCUUCAUCUUGGGAGGCCGCCUUGGAUCUCCUCACUUCCAUUGAGCUCAGAGAUCUGGACACCGUGGCAGCAGGAACACUUGCCAGUGCGCUUGCAAAAGGCGCUGCCUGGUCGCAGGCGCUUGUGCUAGUGGAUGCGACCAACGCGAAUGUAUUGGUGAUGGGGGCAGUAGUCAGUGCUUGCGAGCGAGCUCAUCGUUGGACGGCUGCCCUGGAGCUCAUGGAGCGGAUGUUUCAGCAGGGGCCUUGGCCGGACACUGUCGUGUUGGACUCCGUGCUGCGUGCUUGUGGCCGAGGUCUCGCUUGGGAAGCAGUGCUGAGUCUUUUUGCCAGCAUGCCCAGCCAAUUCCUUUGUCCCGGUGCCACAGGCUUUAGUGCAGUGUCUCUGGCUCUGGGCUGUGGGCGGCAAUGGAUAAAAAUGCUGGACAUGCUCGAGGUUAUGUCGCAACAACGGAUGACUGCCGACGUCCCUUCUCUCUCAAUGGGUCUCGAGGAAGCCGAGCAGCGUAGCUUGCAGGUUGUGGAGACAAAGCUUCUUAGAAGCCUGGCCUACUCGGUGCCAGGCAACUGCAUGUCGGAAGUGGCAGCUUCUGCCGGAUGCGCUUUGCUGCGCCGGCAUUUCGCAUCCGUCAAUCCGAGGCAUUUCUUCGGAUGCUCCGAGGAGGAAUUGGCGGCCAGGGACGCAGCGAUGGCCUCCGGUCGAGCUUCCUAUGAGCGGGCCAGGGAGAAGGAAAUGUCGCUGGGACCUCCACUAGGCCGGAAAGUGUAUGUGUCGAAUUUGAGAAGCAAAGAUGGAAGAACGCGGGUCCCAAAGUUGACAAUAACAGACUCCACCGGGCAAAAGUUCAUGACCUUGACCAAGCGCGACUUUGAGCAGUUAAUGAGCUGGAAGCCAGAAAUCCAGCAGGACCUGCUAUUCGUGGGCGGUGACAUCGGCACGUUGCAGGCCUUCCGAGGUUCAGACUUGGCCAUCGCUCUGGGUGGUAACGUCGGUAGCCGUGUUACAUCAGUGACGUACGAUCACGCCAACGGAGAGGUCGUGGCUGGUGGGCUAAAUGGGCGAGUGGUCUUCAUGCAGGUUUCAACAUUACAGUCCGUAGCUAAUGUCGACGAAAAUCCGGGCGGAAGCCAAGUCAACUCUGUGGCAUUUGUGGCCUAUUCAGAUGAUGUUUCGAGCUACAAUGAAGUUGCAAGCUGUAGCUAUUUCAAUUCUAACAUCCGCUUGUGGAGCAUGAGUGCAAAAGCGGUCACACGGGAGCUAUUGGGCCACAGCAACGUGGUGUUGGCUCUCAAGCCGCUGGAUGGCCUGCAAAUGCUGAGCAGUGGGUCGAUUGAUGGUUUCUUGGGGCUUUGGUCACUGCCCCUGGCGAGACUGCAAGCAGACGGCAGGAUAUGUUCAGGAAGUACUUUCGUGCCGUUGCCGACUUCGUACCUGUUGGAAGAUUGCAUUUCGGCGGCAUUGCAACAAGCUUCCCCGAAAGGAGGAGACUUUUUCGUGUAUGGGCAAGUUGGAGGCACAUCUGCCAAUGAAUGCCAACUUUUGCAAAACGUGGGUGCAUGCGACACGCUUCUUGUGGCACCGUACACGAUGUACCGGUUUGAGCUGCCUCUGAAGCAUUUGUUCAAGGCCCAUGAUGGCGCCAUUCGUGCAAUUGAAUCGCUUCCCGACCAGGGAGGUUUAGUGGCAAGUGCCGGAGAUGACGGGGCUAUCCAUGCAUGGAGCCCGGACACGGGCUUGAAGGUGCGCGACUUUGGGUCUGGGUCUGGCCAGUCAGCGCUGAAUCAUGGCAUCAAUUCUAUAGCAUAUUCGAACACACUCGAUGCGCUUGUUGCAGCCACCUUGCACCAACUGGCAUUCUUCGACGCCUCCACCGGGCAAUUGCUGACUGUCAUCAGCCGAUCAACAACUUCUCCGGCACUUUCGCUAAGCAUGGACACCUGGGGCCUUGUGCUGUCAAGCCGUGGCACAGAGAUUGAGGUUUGGUCUGUGGAAGUGGUAGCCAGAGCACUGGAACGACAUGUGAACUUUGCGGUGCCGGCCAAGCAGGACCAGCCUGGGCAAGUGAAUUGCAAGCAGUGCCCUCGAGGCUCCGCCCAGCCAAACAGCGGGCAGACGAACUGCAUCGCCUGCGAGGAUAACUCAGCAGCUCCAUCUGUGGGCUCCGAGUUGUGCCAAGAGUGCCCGGAUGGAACCGAGCCCAGUACAGACCAUUCGGACUGCUUGACCUGCUCGCAAGGCACAGCUGGUCAGAAUGGUGUAUGCAAUCAGUGCCAGGAUGGGGAGCAAAAUUCACCGGACUUCACCUUAUGUGCUCCAUGUCCAACAGGCAUGUUUGGCACCAAUGGCUUCUGCUCACCAUGCCCUGAUGGUGCCCAACCAGACUCAACAAGAUCGGCUUGCGUUCCAUGUUCCGGUGGAUUUGCUGGAACUGCUGGCGUCUGCAACCGUUGCCCUCCCGGGGAAGAGCCAGAUGCUGCCGCCGCGAUUUGCAUAGCUUGUUCGACAGGAAGGGCCGGGUCAAAUGGCAGCUGUGCCAAUUGUCCUCUCGGCAUGGUAGCAAGCGUGAAUCGUUCCGUCUGCGAAUUUUGUUCCGAUGGACAAGCAGCCGUGAACGGUGUCUGCCAAGUGUGUCCAGAUGGUAGCCUUGUGGCAGAGAACCGGUCCGCGUGCCUGGAUUGUCCGGAUGGCUAUGCAGGGACUGGUGGUUUGUGCGAUCUCUGCCCAGAGGAGCUGCCCAGUUGGCACGGCUGGGACUGGUGGCAGUUGCAGCGCGUGCGGGUAUCCUUUGAUGCAGGACGUAAAUGGGACUUCAUGCACGGAGCAGUCGGCGCGAGCGCCUCUUCUGUAUGGAGCUUCGCGCUGCAGCGAGCACAGCUGCAGGUCAGUGCACUGGCGACGCUGUCUGCCGCAGGAAAGCCUCGGCCUCUCUUGGCCAUUGCUUUGCUGGUGUCUCCUUCGAUGGACCCGACCAUCAAGCGGCCUCGGGGUAAGGACUGGCGUGAGAACGUGGACAUGUCGUUCGUCGGGGCUGCCGUGGCGCUGAUUUGUGUUUGUUUGCACUCGAUGGGUCUGCCGUGGAUUCUUGGAGCUGGAGUGGUAAUCAUUGCUCCAUCCGCUGCGCUGAGCAUCCUUCUAUUUGCAGGUAUGCAUCGUUCGGCCUGCCGUGCAGUAAACGGGAUCGAACCGAUGUCUCGGAGCCGGGCGAAGAAAGCCCGUGCUCUCCUCUAUGCAGUCGGGGCAACAGUGAUGUCCGUUGUGAAGCUUCUAGGCGACUGGAUCGUCGUCCAUUUCUUGCUGGUGGACUUUGCGUCCGUGGUGCAAGCUGUGACGAGCUCCCGGUUCAUCUUGAAGGACGCCUUGUUUAGGCCGAUGCCCUACGAGUACGUCGUGGCCAUGCUCCCGGUGCCUGAUCUUAUCAGGUACCCAGUGAUGCUGGCCGUGCGGCUCCUCUGGUCACUGCAGGUCGCGAUAUCAAACCUGCCAAUGCAAGUCGCACUUCACUCAACAAGUGAAGCCGGAAUCAUGGCAGCUGCGGCAAUGACAUAUGCAACGACCACUUUCAGCUAUGUUGUUCUCGCAUCAGACUUACCUGCGCGCCUGGUUGCCGCCAAGCAGUGUGUGGUUGUUGGUGAUUUGGGCCUGGUAGCUCAGGCUGCACGGCUCCUCGCAGUAGGUGGCCUGGAAGUCCUGCUCGAUGUGGUGCUGCGCGCUGCUGGUGGCUGGCCGGCAAGGUUGCUGCCCUUCGUCGCCACGAUCCUGUUGGUGCCACCAGACGGUGUUGCUGCUUCGACUCCAGGCUUAUCUCUCGCUCUUGCACUCUUCUGCACGGUGAUAGCUCAAAUAUAUUCCUUGUGCAUCUGGGUGUGGCUGAUUGGCAGCUCGAGGCAGACGACUCAUAUGGGAAAUCCGCCGCGAUUUCUGUCGAGCGUGCUUGCAUGCGUCUCUCGCGAUCGCCUGCUUCAUUUUGAGGAGGAGCGGGUCGAAGAGCAUCUCAGCCCUGCAGUGUACCUGAUCUGUGCCGUGCUCCGGGCGCUUGGGCUGUGGGAAAAAGAAGAAGACGAGAUCUGCUCGCAGCCCGCGCAGUCCCAGCAGUCCCGGAGCCAAGCCGGAGUCCUCUUCCCGCUCGAGACUGACCACGGCAAGAUUGCAGCAGACACCGGCUCGCUUUGCGUCUGGCAGGAACCAAAGUCCAAGAAGCCCUGGAAGAGGUUUCAGUCCAAGAAGUCCUGGCAGAGGGUUGUGAGCUUGACCACCUUGAUUCCUUUCACGCUUCUCACGGGAGGCGAGCCAGCCGGCGAACUUCUGUCGCCCGAGUUGGUGCUAGGCGUGUUUGUUCGCCCUGUGUGCGACUUGUGCAAGGAUGUUGGCCGAUUCUCGGCUGCAGAAACACGCGACGUGAUGCAUGGACUGACGCGCAGAGGCCUUCUCGUGGACAAGCUGCGCGAGCUUGGGAAGACGGGUGCCCUCAUCGACAUGUGGGAGGACAUUGCCGAACUCGGAGGAAAGCAAGUGGACGUCAUACAGCUGGCCGUCUUGCCGCGGCCCCUCUACAACGCAGUACCCAAGCCCAAGGUGCAUCUGUGGCUCCGCCAACCGUGGCUACGGCUCUAUGAGUCGUCGAAGGCUAGUUAUGCUUUGCGUGUUUUCUGCAAGGUUUGUGCCUUUACAGUCCUCGGCCUCUGGAAGGAGGCAUGGGAGCAAACCUUUCUCCUUUGCGAGUUCGGUGGCGUUGCCGCGAGCUCGUCAAACAGGCUGGUCGAGGUUAUUUGGAUCAGGCUUUGGCUGCCUGGCUGUUCUGUCCUGUCACUUCCGGCGAGGUACUGUAACUGGCCUCCUCUUCGCAACAUGGACAGUAGUUUGGCGCUGGGCUUGGGGACUCACCGCGACAUCACGAAGCACAGGAUCCAGGAUUACGUGAACAACGGCCUCAGCUACAAGGAAGCAGAAGUGGCUUUGCGCAAGUACCUGACAGCUGGAGAGAAGAACUUGAAGUUCCGUGUGCGAUUCCUUGCCCGCGCCCGAAGACUUCAGAAGAUGCUCAGUGCUUUGGAUGACCUGCUAAGCGUGGUCAUGACAUUUUGCAUGCUCGCCUUGGUCAGUCCCGUCACGAUGGGAGAUGGAGUGACCUGGGCUGCGCCACUUUUCUUUCUGCUUCUCUUCACUCUUGCGGCGGUCCAUGCGGCAUUGGAUCGGCUUCUGAUUCCGUGGCUGUCGCCAGUGAAGAUAACCAUGCUGUCGGUUUUGAGAGAAACGCCCGAUGAGAUUUCUGUGAUGGAAAGCGUUCUCGAAGCAUACAGGAGUUUUCCUCAGGAAGAAGUGGAGAGCUCCGAGGAUGGCGAGGAAUCCUCUGACUACUCCUCCGCAAAUGAGUCUUUCUUGGACGAAGAUCCAUCGUCCCAGAAUCUGCCGGAAGUGCUCGGUUCCAAAAAGGUGAAGAUCUUGGUGAGACCGAAAGCCCUGCGACUUCGCAUGCGCUACGAACUCAUGCGCUCUCUGCCUGCCAGUGGCGAUCACCUGCUGCGGUAUCAGCGUGAAGAGCCGCUGAAAUACGGUCGCCUGCUGCGCAUUCCAGGGAAGACCUUCGUCAGCCGAAGAGCGCGCGAGUCGCGAACUGUCAGCUUCUCACCAACCCUGGAGAGCGACUGGAGCCACAAGGAGUCGCUCUUCCGGCUGCGAAGGAGCCACUCGCUGGGGACCGGCGUGGCCUUUGAGAACAAGCCGGAGGAAAGAGAGCCCAGAGACCACUGGGACCUCCACUCCGACAUCUUCGAUGAACACUCGCGCUCUGGCAUCCCAUGGAUGCCCAAAGUAUCCGAGCGAAUGCCCGAAAGGGGGCUGGUGGACCAAUUUGAGAUGGUGGGAACAUUUAAACCUCACGUUCAAUCUCGGUCGAUCAAGGAGGUCGCGCUGAACGGGCUUAUAGCUGACACACGACUAGGCGAUAGACUCUGGAAGACGCUGGCAGCUGUGGCCGGCGCGGAGACCGUGUCUCAAGACACAUGGCAGCAGCCAGUUGAUGAAGCUCUGGAGGCGACAUCUCCAAGCACUCUUGCAGUGAUGCCUGGCCGAAAUUUGAGAUCCGCACCAGCCAAGCUCGGGGGGACUUGCCCAAAGAUCAUGGCAAGCCUCUCCGGACAACAUGCCUGGAACGAGCUUAUGGAUCUGGUUGAGCGGAGAUGGGGUGGACCACAGGCCUUUAUGGAAAAGAAUGCCGAGCUUUUCAGGAGCCCAAAGGCCGGUGAUAGACGCGACGCGGCGUUCGAUGCCCUGGUCGAGCAGACUGGCGGCAGGAUUCCUGUCUCUCAGCUGCUGAAUGUUGUCGCCGACGCCGGUGGGGUGCGAUGCCUCAAGCCGUCGGCCGCUGCUGUCGUGUUUCUGUGUCGAUGGCAGUGCCAGCAGCACGUAUGGCUCUGA
Messenger RNA from Symbiodinium necroappetens, 6756 nucleotides. The record is from the annotation of a GenBank genome assembly. NCBI's taxonomy places the organism in Eukaryota, Dinophyceae, Suessiales, Symbiodiniaceae.